Engraulis encrasicolus (European anchovy) is the source of this 2442-nucleotide messenger RNA. RefSeq names its product disintegrin and metalloproteinase domain-containing protein 11-like. The record is from RefSeq and is a predicted model, not a curated record. Gene Ontology annotation, molecular function: metalloendopeptidase activity. The transcript has 26 exons. Bases 5 to 2374 code for a protein of 789 amino acids. Gene Ontology annotation, biological process: proteolysis. NCBI's taxonomy places the organism in Eukaryota, Metazoa, Chordata, Actinopteri, Clupeiformes, Engraulidae.
AAGGAUGUUCUCCACGUGCUGCCUCCUCCUGGUGCUGCUCUCCGCUCCUCACACCUGCACAGUUGAGUCCAUAUGGAGUGGUCUUGAGUUUGGCGAUGUGCGGUUGCCUGGCGAUGUGCGGUUGCCUGGCGAUGUAGAGUUGUGUGUUCCGAAGCAGCUGCGGCAUCAGACUGAUUCCGACGAGGAGACGCAACACAACGACCUGAACACCACCGUUACCAUGGAUACCACCGUCACACAUACACACAACUCAACACAGGGGCCUGAUCCUCUUCAUCGUUCUCGAGUCUCCUUCAUCGUCUCCGCCUUCAGCAAGACCUUUAUCCUGGACCUCACACUCAACCAUGAGCUGCUGUCCUCUGACUAUGUGGAACGAGUAUUUGAUGAGGAGGGCAGAGCCGUCCAGACACAGGGAGGAGAGCAUUGUUAUUACCACGGUAACCUGCGGGGGCAGCCAAGCUCAUGGGCCGCUCUCUCCACCUGCCACGGACUACAUGGGAUGUUCUCUGAUGGCGUUUCGUUCUACGGGAUCGAACCAGCAGUGAACAACAGUGACCAGGGCUGGGGUGUCCAUACUGUGUUGCGUAUGAACGGACUUCAACUCUCUCCUCACUGUCCAGAAUGCAACAGCCCUGUGGAAGAGGCGGGGCAUGCGAUUGGCCGCAAUGUUACCAUGGAGACAAGUGGGCGUGGCCAAAAAGAGAAACUUCGGAGGUCAAAAAGACAGGCCAGAAGGGGGCAGCGCAACGUGGUGACAGAAACCAAAUACAUUGAACUGCUGGUCGUCAACGACAACGACUUGUUCCUCCAGAUGAGACAAUCCAUCUCUCAGACGCGGAACUUUGCCAAAGCGGUCGUCAACAUGGCAGACGCAAUUUAUAAGGACCAGUUGAACACUCGCAUCGUCCUGGUCGGCAUGGAGACGUGGACAGACCAUAAUCUGGUUGCCGUGGGUGACGACCCCCUCAGCGUUCUGAAGCUGUUCAGCAGCUACAGACGAGAACACAUCAAGCAGCGCAGCGACACGGCACACCUGUUCAGUGGUCGGACCUUCCUGAGUAGUCGUCAUGGAGCUGCCUUCAUCGGAGGGGUGUGUUCAUCUACAAGAGGAGGCGGAGUCAACGAGUACGGUAACGUGGGUCCGAUGGCCAUCACUCUCUGCCAGACGCUCGGACAGAAUCUCGGAAUGUUGUGGAGCAGAGACAGAACCUCAGCAGGGGAGUGCAGAUGUCCUGACCUGUGGCUCGGCUGCAUCAUGGAAGAUACAGGUUUUUAUCUUCCCCGUAAGUUCUCUCGCUGCAGUCUAGAUGAGUACACACGCUUCCUACAGCAGGGCGGAGGGAGAUGUCUCUUCAACCAUCCUUAUAAGCUACUGGACCCUCCAGAAUGCGGUAACGGCUACGUGGAAGCAGGAGAGGAGUGUGACUGCGGAUCGGAACUGGAGUGUUCUCGUGCUGGAGGAGCCUGCUGUAAGAAGUGUACGCUUACCCAUGAUGCAAUGUGCUCUACCGGACUCUGCUGCAACCUGUGCCGGUAUGAGCAUCGUGGUGUUGUGUGUCGUAACGCCGUAAACGAGUGCGACAUUCCAGAGACGUGCACAGGGGACUCCGGUCAGUGUCCCCUUAAUUUGCACAAGCUGGACAGCUACACGUGUGACGCCGGACAGGGCCGUUGCUAUGGCGGCCGCUGCAAGACGAGAGACGGACAAUGUUGGAACCUCUGGGGACACGGUGCGGCGGAGCGUAUGUGUUAUGAGAAGUUGAAUGUUGAGGGUUCUGAGCGCGGAUCCUGUGGACGCGACACGGCAGCACUCCAAUGGAAACCCUGCGGCAAACAGGAUGUCUUGUGUGGUCUGCUGCUGUGCACUAACGCUACUCAGCGUCCUCGCUACGGAGAACUGCAGGGAGAGGUUGCCGCGGUAACCAUAUACCACCAGAACAAGUACAUGGACUGCCAUGGGGGCCAUGUUGUGUUGGAUGAUGGGAGUGACGUGGGCUACGUUCAUGACGGGACGCCGUGCGGCCCGGGCAUGAUGUGUCUGGAACAGCGCUGUGUCGUCGCGGCAACGACCUUUAACCUCUCCAGCUGCCCUGGCUCCUCCCCCUCGCAAAUCUGCUCUGACCACGGGACCUGCUCCAAUGAGGCCACGUGUAUUUGUGACCUGAGCUACACUGGUCGGGACUGCAGUGUGUACGACCCCAUUCUGGACCCCGAGGAGGAGGAAGAGGAGGAGUACAAAGGUCCUAGUGGUACCAACAUCAUCAUCGGCUCGGUGGCGGGUGCCAUUCUGCUGGGAGCCAUCGUACUGGGAGGCACCGGCUGGGGCUUCAAGAAUAUCCGGCGUGGAAGGUACGACCCACCAGAGGAGGACUGACGAUGAUGUCAUCAAAUGUCGUCAGAACAUCCACACCUUCCACUACACACACACACACACACACACAG